Messenger RNA from Solanum dulcamara, 1738 nucleotides. Its product is annotated as aluminum-activated malate transporter 9-like. Gene Ontology annotation, biological process: malate transport. Bases 22 to 1614 code for a protein of 530 amino acids. The transcript has 6 exons. Gene Ontology annotation, cellular component: plant-type vacuole membrane. The record is from RefSeq and is a predicted model, not a curated record. Lineage: Eukaryota; Viridiplantae; Streptophyta; Magnoliopsida; Solanales; Solanaceae.
AAAAACAAUAUAACAACAAAGAUGGUGACCAUAAAGAAUUUCUUCAAGAAGGCUUCUCAUCAAGAUCAUCACAAUCAAGAAAAACUACUACCACAUGAUGAUGAUGAAAUUAAUAAUAAGUGUUGUUGUUUCACUCCAUUACAUGAAAGAUUCAAAAGUUUGUUCAACAAUAUUCAAGAUUUUACUAAGAAAGCAAUUGAGAUGGGUAAAAAUGAUCCAAGAAAGAUCAUUUUUUCAUUAAAAAUGGGAUUUGCAUUAUCUUUUGUUUCUCUUCUCAUUUUCUGGAAGAAACCUACUGAUGUUGCUCAAUUUGCAAUAUGGGCAAUCUUGACAGUUCUUGUUAUGUUUGAGUUCACCAUAGGAGCAACUUUUAUUAAAGGAUUUAAUCGUGGUUUGGGAACAUUUUGUGCUGGGAUGCUUGCUUUCAUCUUUGCUCAAUUAGCAUUAUGGGCUGGAGAAAGGGAAAAAGUUGUAAUUGUUGUGAGCAUUUUUAUCGUAGCAUUUGUAGGAUCAUAUUUGAAGUUAUAUCCAACAAUGGCACCAUAUGAAUAUGGAUAUAGAGUAUUUAUCUUGACAUAUUGUAUUCUCAUUGUGGCUGGAAAUAGGACUAGAGAAUAUAAUGUGGCUAUUUUUACUCGUUUAGCCCUAAUUGGUGUUGGUGCUGGUAUUUGUUUGAUGAUUAAUAUUAGUAUUUGCCCUAUUUGGGCUGGUGAAGAUUUGCAUCGUUUGGUCGUUAAGAAUUUCAUGGAUCUUGCAACUUCUUUAGAAGGUUGUAUCAAUGGGUAUUUAAGUUGUGUUGAGUAUGAUGAAGCUACAAAUGACUUAAAUUAUAAUGGCUACAAAUCUGUCAUAGAAUCCACAAGUCGAGAGCAAACAUUGCUUGGAUUUGCUAUUUGGGAGCCACCUCAUGGACGUUAUAAAAUGCAUAAGAAUCCUUGGAGAGACAUUGUCAAAUUAAGCAGUGGAUUGAGACAUUGUGCAUUCAUGGUCAUGGCAUUGCAUGGAUGUAUCCAAUCAGAAAUUCAGGCACCGCCAGAAAAGAGGAAGGUUUUCCGUAACGAGCUUAAGAAAGUUGGUAUAAAUGCUGCAAAAGUUCUACGUGAGCUAGGAACAAAAUUAGAGAAAUUAGAAACGCUAAGUGGUCACGAAAAUAUCUUAAAAGAUGUGCACGAGACGGCACAAAACCUUCAGAAAAAAAUUGACCAUAAGUCAUAUCUGUUGGUCAACUCAAAGAGCUGGGAAAUUGGAAAACCUAACAACCUUGACGAUUCUUCAAGUGAAAAUAGUAGUGAAAAUAUGCCAUUAAGCUCUCGAUCACUAAGUGAAACAUCCAUUGACAUAAGGUCAUUACAAGCAAAUUGGCCACAAUGUGAUCAUCAAUUGGAUACACCAUUUAAAAAGCAAAAUCAAUGGCCUUCAAGACUCUCACUUGUUGAUGGUGAAAUUACUGAUACAAUUGAAAUGGAAACUUAUUUAAGUGCUAGUGCUUUAUCUUUGGCAACUUUUGCUUCACUUCUCAUUGAAUUUGUUGCAAGGCUACAAAAUGUGGUUGAUAAUUUUGAAGAAUUAAGUCAAAAGGCAGAGUUUAAAGAGACAAUUAGUGUUAAAAGUUAAAGAAUUUUUACUAAGUAUAUGUUAAUAAUGUGAUUUGUUAUUCAACAUGUGAGUUUUUUUUUUCAUUUUUGUUUUUGGUGAAGGAUUAGUUUGUGUGAAAUGAAAAGAGAAAAACUAUUGUUGA